Molecule: messenger RNA, 1433 nt
Organism: Scophthalmus maximus (turbot)
Lineage: Eukaryota; Metazoa; Chordata; Actinopteri; Pleuronectiformes; Scophthalmidae
Gene: psmd7
Product: proteasome 26S subunit, non-ATPase 7
Exons: 8
Coding region: 87-1079 (330 amino acids)
Biological process (GO): proteasome-mediated ubiquitin-dependent protein catabolic process
Cellular component (GO): proteasome regulatory particle; proteasome complex
Molecular function (GO): metallopeptidase activity; protein binding
Source: RefSeq, a predicted model, not a curated record
CAGACGCAAGAGGGAAGCGCGAGCGUCGCCGUCAUUGUGUGGUCGUCGGCUGUGUGCUGCUGUUUAUCUCUCCCUCCUUCAGAAAAAUGCCGGAGUUAGCUGUGGAAAAUGUGGUCGUCCAUCCGCUGGUGCUGCUCAGCGUGGUCGACCACUUCAACAGGAUAGGGAAGGUUGGCAAUCAGAAACGAGUGGUCGGUGUCCUCCUGGGAUCAUGGCAUAAAAAAGUUCUUGACGUCUCAAAUAGUUUUGCAGUGCCAUUCGACGAGGAUGACAGGGAUGACUCGGUGUGGUUCCUGGACCACGACUACCUGGAGAACAUGUAUGGCAUGUUCAAGAAAGUUAAUGCCAGAGAAAGAAUAGUCGGAUGGUACCACACAGGACCCAAAUUACAUAAAAAUGACAUUGCCAUCAAUGAGCUCAUCAAGCAGUACUGUACCAAUUCGGUGUUAGUCAUUAUAGAUGUGAAGCCCAAAGAUCUUGGUCUCCCCACAGAAGCGUACAUCUCGGUGGAGGAAAUACAUGACGAUGGCACUCCGACAUCCAAGACAUUCGAACACGUCACCAGUGAAAUCGGAGCUGAGGAAGCAGAGGAAGUGGGAGUGGAGCACCUGCUCAGAGAUAUUAAAGACACCACAGUGGGCACUCUGUCUCAACGCAUCACAAACCAGGUCCAUGGCCUGAAGGGACUCAACUCAAAGCUGUUGGACAUUCGCUCUUACCUGGAGAGAGUGGUUGCAGGCAAACUUCCCAUCAACCACCAGAUCAUCUAUCAGCUGCAGGAUGUUUUCAACCUGCUGCCAGAUGUUAACUUACUGGAGUUCACAAAAGCCUUCUACCUGAAGACCAACGACCAAAUGCUGGUGGUUUACCUGGCCUCUCUCAUACGCUCUGUGGUGGCCCUGCACAACCUCAUCAACAACAAGAUUUCCAACCGAGACGCGGAAAAGAAGGAAGGACAGGAAAAGGACGAAGGCAAGAAAGAGAAGAAAGACGACAAAGAGAAAAAAGAUGACAAGGACAAAGACAAGGAGAAGGAGAAAGCAGAUGGUGCCAAGAAAGAUGAGAAGAAGAAAAAAUGAGAGUAGUUCUGUUCAAGUCUUCUCUCAAAUCAUGCCGUCUUCAUCUGGAUGGUGCUUUACUUUGUGCCCUCAGUCACUGUUCUGUAUGUGGGUCUCGGGCUAAAAGUAGGGCUCUAUAUGGGGAAUGGUGUCAUCUGAGAUUUGGCCCCAUGGUCACAAGUGGCACUCAAAGACUCUUAUUAUCGUACAGAGAUGCCGAUGUUUGCUUCUUUGGCGCUCUGAACUAUGAGAACACGUUAACUGUUUUUAUAGUUGCCCAUUCUCCUGGUGUUGAUCAACACCUGGUGUUGCUUUUUUUGUAAGAUGGAGAAAUGUUUUUUUUCUGUAUCACUCAUUAAAUUGGGAUCAUAUUAA